AGUGCAUUUUAUUUGCCGUUUAGUGACAGUCCAGCUGCACUUGAUAGACACAAGCUACCUUGACUAUUCUGCAGCGAAGAUCGGCAUGGCGACCCCAUACACAUCACCUCAAACCUACAUUGAUGAGUUUGGCGCUUUAGAUUAUUGCAAAGCAUACUAUGACCCCAAAGAAGAAACAUAUGCCAGAGAAUGGGUUGAUUUUGCUUUGCAGAAUUUUCACGAAGCUUUCACUUCAGGUGGUGUUAAAGGAGACCUACUAAUUGAUUUUGGCGGUGGACCCGCAAUUUAUCAUCUUCUCUCUGCUUGUGAAGUUUUCAACAACAUCAUCAGUUCUGACUUUGUAGAGAAUAACCGAGCAGAGGUAGAGAAGUGGUUGAGGAAUGAUCCCGAUGCGUUUGACUGGACUCCAAUUGUCAAGAUGGUGUGUGAACUGGAAGGUAAUAGUGACAUUGAGAGCUGUAAGAAGAAAGAAGAAAAACUAAGGAAAACGGUGACAAAGGUUCUGACAUGUGAUGCUCUGAAGAAGAACCCAUAUGACCCGGUGGAGAUGCCACAAGCUGAUUGUAUUAUUAGUUGCCUCUGUUUAGAAGCAGCCUGCAAAGAUGUGGAAUCCUUCACCAAUGCUUUGAGGAACCUUAAAGCCCUAAUUAAACCAGGGGGUCACAUAAUAAUUCAGAGUGCGCUUAACUGUUCCUACUACAAUGUUGGAAAAAAGAGAUUCUUCUGUCUGGCCAUUACUAAGGAAGAUCUUGAGAAGGCAUAUAGGGAUGCUGGCUAUGAAAUUGUGAAACUAAAGGCCAUUCCAUUCACUGAAAAGCGAAGCAUGGACUUGGCUGAUGAGAAUGGCUAUUACUCUAUCCAUGCCCGUAAGCCAUGCUCAUAGGGAAAACUACCUUAUGAAGUAUAGUACACAGCACAUACUGUAUACCCAGGUCCUAAUCAGCAAUUUCUCCUUUACAAAUUAAUGGUAUAAUCAGCAAAGCUAGGGAAACUACAUAGAUCGGGUAAAGGCUUUUAACAAGUGUAAAUGUAUUAAAA
Messenger RNA from Rana temporaria (common frog), 1038 nucleotides. Its product is annotated as nicotinamide N-methyltransferase-like. The transcript is spliced from 3 exons. Gene Ontology annotation, molecular function: N-methyltransferase activity. The record is from RefSeq and is a predicted model, not a curated record. Gene Ontology annotation, cellular component: cytosol. The coding region runs from base 86 to 883 and encodes 265 amino acids. Lineage: Eukaryota; Metazoa; Chordata; Amphibia; Anura; Ranidae.